Messenger RNA from Dunckerocampus dactyliophorus (ringed pipefish), 2446 nucleotides. RefSeq names its product BTB/POZ domain-containing protein 2-like. Gene Ontology annotation, biological process: neurogenesis. Gene Ontology annotation, cellular component: cytosol; P-body. The transcript has 9 exons. The record is from RefSeq and is a predicted model, not a curated record. The coding region runs from base 50 to 1744 and encodes 564 amino acids. Gene Ontology annotation, molecular function: protein binding. Lineage: Eukaryota; Metazoa; Chordata; Actinopteri; Syngnathiformes; Syngnathidae.
UUAUACGACAAAGAAGAAGUGUGUUGUUUACGCCUAAGCUACAUGUAAGAUGGCAGCUGGAGAAAAUACUGGUAGGCCUCCUUGCCUAAACUUCACCGGCCCGGGUCCACUGGGAAACAGCCAACCCAGCAACAGCGUUUUCUCAAUGCCGGCAUCCAAUGGCGGAGCGGUUGGUUCGGCUGGAGGGCCGCAAGGAGCUACUCGGCGCCCCAACCCUCAACUGGGGCCUGGCGGCGUAGACGGCAACGGCGUUUCGACCAACGGAGCUCCACCAACUGCGCAGGGCUCUAUGCAGCCGCCCGCAGCGGCAGGUUCUGCAGCGACAGGAGGCAUGGCCACACCGGCGUCCAAUAUGGCAACUAUUGCGGCGUCAAACGCUACCCCAGCGGCGGCACCCACCGCUACACCGGCAGCUGCGUCCGUGUUGGUGUACCGAGAGCCGGUGUACAACUGGCAGGCAACGAAGAGCACGGUGAAGGAGAGGUUUGCCUUUUUGUUCAACAACGAAGUGCUCAGCGACGUGCACUUCUUGGUGGGCAAAGGAAUGGGAGUUCAGAGGAUACCUGCACACAGGUUCGUUCUGGCGGUGGGAAGUGCAGUGUUUGAUGCCAUGUUCAACGGCGGAAUGGCGACGACGUCAACGGAAAUAGAGCUUCCUGACGUGGAACCAGCUGCUUUUCUGGCUUUGCUAAAGUUUCUGUACUCUGACGAAGUUCAGAUCGGGCCAGAGACCGUCAUGACUACGCUGUAUACUGCCAAAAAGUAUGCCGUCCCAGCCCUGGAGGCGCACUGCGUGGAGUUCCUCAAGAAGAACCUGAGAGCAGACAAUGCGUUCAUGCUCCUCACACAGGCACGUUUGUUUGAUGAACCUCAACUUGCCAGCCUCUGCCUUGAAAACAUCGAUAAGAACACAGGAGACGCUCUCGCAGCCGAAGGCUUCACAGACAUCGACCUUGAUACGCUGGUGGCCGUGUUGGAGAGGGACACCCUAGGCGUGCGGGAGGUGCGUUUGUUUGGAGCUGCUGUGCGUUGGGCUGAGGCGGAGGCCCACAGGCAGCAGCUGCAGCCUACUCCAGAGAACAAGCGCAAAGUGCUGGGCAAGGCCCUAACGCUCAUCCGCUUCCCUCUCAUGACCAUUGAAGAGUUUGCUGCAGUUCCAGCCCAGUCCAGUAUUUUGACUGAUAGAGAGGUGGUGAGCCUCUUCCUCCACUUCACAGUGAACCCUAAACCGCGGGUAGACUUCAUUGAUCGGCCUCGCUGCUGCCUUCGCGGUAAGGAGUGCAGCAUCACACGGUUUGGACAAGUGGAGAGUCGCUGGGGCUACAGUGGCACAAGCGACCGCAUACGGUUCUCAGUAAACAGGAGGAUAUUUGUGGUUGGGUUCGGCUUGUACGGCUCUAUACACGGACCAACAGACUACCAAGUCAACAUACAGAUUAUUCACACUGACAGUAACACUGUACUGGGCCAGAACGAAACAGGCUUCAGCUGCGACGGAUCCGCCAACACCUUCCGAGUCAUGUUUAAAGAACCAGUGGAGAUACUACCCAAUGUUAACUACACUGCCUGUGCGACACUCAAGGGCCCAGACUCUCACUAUGGCACAAAGGGAAUGCGCAAGGUGACACAUGAGUCAUCAACAACGGGCACCAAGACCUGUUUCACGUUCUGCUACGCGGCGGGUAACAACAAUGGCACUUCAGUAGAGGACGGACAGAUCCCUGAGGUCAUCUUCUACACAUAGUCACAUCGUCUUAGACUUUUGCAGCAAUGUUCCAUCAAAUGUGACAGCCUGGAACCAGCUCCUGGAGGCGGGUGAGGGAAGUUCUACAUCUUGGGGCUCAUUGGUCAUAAUACUGUCCCUCCAUACGAUGCACUACUGCUAGCCACAUUGGAAGACAAAUAGCUAUGAGGCAAUGUAGGUAACGUGAUUUGUGGUACAAAAAGUGUGACCUGCUUAAAUUAUUCACAGCAUUAAUAUCUCUGCUGUGUAUUUCCAACAAAAACCUUGACACUGAAUGUUACACAAGAUAAUCAGACCAGCAUUUCACAUCUACACAUCAGUAGUUACCUGUGACUUCCAUCCACCUGCAGAUUUAAAAAGGCGUUACGGAUUCUUGGCAUAUUUGAACAACCUUCUUAUUAACCUUCAGAGUCCCAUACCAACUGUUAUAUCUUGUGUCUUUACUUGGUAUGUAAGUAUCCACAGUGGAGUAAAAAAAGAGGAGAAGGGUCUGCUUAAAUUAUUCACAGCAUUAAGAUCUGCUGUGUGUUGCCAACAAAAAGCUUGACACUGAAUGCUACCAAGAUAAUCAGACCAGCAUUUCACAACUACACAUCAGCAGUCACCUGUGACUUCCAUCCACCUCCAGAUUUAAAAGGCGUUAUGGAUUCCUGGCAUAUUUAAACAACCUUAACUUUUAGAUUCCCAUAUGUUACUACAGUA